AACAGCGCAUGCGCCCUAAGGCCACUCGACGCGGGGCUUUGCCGUUGGGAGAGGCAAAAAAGAAAAAGGGAAAAAAGAAAGGAAGCGUAAAGACGCGCGUCGUCCUCGCUCGCGCAGCGCGCGGCGGCCGCUGAUUGGAUGGCGCGGGGAGGGGAUUCGCCGCUCUCGCGCCCCGGGGCGUCGUGCGCAGGCGCGAAGCCUUUCAACGGUUUCCCGCUGAAGCGCCAGCUGCGUGGUUUCGCUUUCUGUUCCUGAGGUGAGUGGCGAAGAAGGAAAAGGGGAGAAUUAGGUCGCCUGCUUUCUUUAAUUUUUGAGUUUCAAGAGCGCCAGAAAUUUGCCAGAUUUCUGAUGAAAUAUUUCCAAAAGAAUUUCUGUAAGCACAGAGGCCAAUAUGUCAAAGAGAAAAGAGAGAAGCUUUUCAGCAUCAUCAUCUGAAAAAAGACCUAGGCAAGCCACAUUUGAUUCUGAUGAUGACCCUAACGAAGAGGAGUUGUCACAGCUACAGAGUGACAGCGGUUACUACUCACAGCCGGUGUCAGGAGAAGUUGGAAUAAUUGAAAGUAUCCAGCUGAAGAAUUUCAUGUGCCAUUCAAUGCUGGGCCCCUUCAAAUUUGGACCCAAUGUCAAUUUUAUAGUUGGAAAUAAUGGAAGUGGGAAGAGUGCUGUGCUAACAGCCCUCAUGGUUGGUCUUGGAGGAAAAGCUACAGUGACAAAUCGAGGAACAUCUUUGAAAGUAUUUGUGAAAGAUGGACAGAGUUCUGCAGAUGUUUCAAUAACGCUGCGAAACCGAGGUGAAGAUGCGUUUAAACCACAGCAGUAUGGUGACUCUAUCACCAUCAGUCAACGCAUAAACUUGGAAGGACAUCGUAAUUACAAACUGAAAAGCAGCACAGGUGCCAUAAUUUCAUCCAAGAAGGAAGAAUUAACUGCCAUCCUAGAUCACUUUAAUAUCCAGGUGGAUAAUCCUGUAUCUAUACUCACUCAGGAAAUGAGCAAACAGUUCUUGCAAUCUAAAAAUGAAGGUGACAAAUACAAGUUCUUUAUGAAGGCAACACAGUUGGAGCAGAUGAAAGAAGAUUAUGCAUACAUUAUGGAAACCAAAGCAAGAACUCAUGAUCAGAUUGAACAAGGAGCAAAGUAUCUUGAAGAACUUCGGAAGCGUUAUUUGGAGAAGGAGGAUCGUUACAAAAGUAUUGCUUUUGUGAGUGAAAUGCAAAAUGAACUGAAGAAGUUACAGCACCAAAUAGCUUGGGCAAUGGUGAGAGACACUGAAAAUGAAGUUGAAACACUCAGAGAUGAUAUUGGUGCUCUAGAAGCGAGAACUGGAAAAUUUGUGGAGAAAGUGAAAGAAUGGCAGACUAAGGUAAAAGAUGCAGAAGGAAAACACAGAACUAUGCAAGACAAGCUAGAGAAGAUAACGGAAGAAGCUCAGGCAUUAGAACCAUCAUGUGCUGCUUUGAAAGCAGACGUUCUAUCUAAAAGAAGAGCAAAGAAUGAUGCAGAGGCAGCAUAUAAUCGGUCUCAAAAUGAAUUGAAACGCUUGGUGAAAGACCAUGAACAGCUUUGCAAAAAAAUUGAGGAACUGAAGACCAGUGCUGAACAAAUUUCGGAGCCUGAAACGUUGGAAAAACAAGCAAGAAUUGAACGAGCAGCUAAGGAAGAGCAGUUAAGGACACUUCUUGAUCAAGAAGAAUCAAAUGAUAACCAAAUAAAGCAGUUUCAAGAGGCUAUAAAAACAUACAAGGAAGAGGCUGCGAGGCUUAAGAAGGAAGAAUUGGAACUGAAGCAAAUAUUGGAUUCUCAGCAACGACAGCUAAAAGAGUUAAAGGAGAGUAAAACAGAUCAACUGAAAAGGUUUGGACACUAUAUGCCAAAGCUCUGUAAAGCAAUUGAAGAGGCUCACCAGCAGGGGCAGUUUAAAUACAAACCAUUAGGACCCGUAGGUGCUUUUAUUCAUCUGAAAGAUCCUGAUUUUGCGCUGGCUAUUGAGACAUGUUUAAAAGGCUUGAUCUGGGGAUUUUGCUGUGAUAAUCAUAAAGAUGAACGAACUUUACAGAUGUUAAUGUCCAGAUUCUGUGAACCUGCUUCUCGUCCUCAAAUCGUUGUUAGUUCUUUCCAAAAUAAGCUUUAUGAUGUAAGCCAAAGUGCUGUUGUUCAUCCUGAAUUCCCGUCAGUCUUGGCCGCGUUAGACAUCGAUAAUGCAGUAAUAGCCAAUUGCUUAAUUGACAUGCGGCGUGUAGAAACAAUCCUGCUAAUCAAAAAUAAUGAGGAUGCUCGUAGAAUUAUGCGUCAAAACAAUCUUCCAAAAAAUUGUAGAGAAGCUUUCACUCGUGAUGGUGAUCAGGUGUUCUCAAGACGGUAUUAUUCUUGUGACUAUGAAAGGGCCCGCAUCCUCAGCAAAGAUGUGGAGGCAGACAUAAGUCACUUGGAGAAAGAAGUUGGAAACAAAAAAUCCCAUCUGUCAGUAAUUCAACAACGUAUACGUUCUACUGAGAAUUCUAUAAGAGAAAAUGAACAUUUCCUUAAAACUCAUCGUUGGGACCAAGAACAAUUAAAAAUAAAAGUGAAUAAAAUAAAGCUAAAAAUUAUGGAGCUCGAGAACGUGGAGGAACAGCAGUCAGUCAUCAUCUCUACAUUAGAAGAAGAAGCUCAAGAUAACAAGAGGAAGAUGGAAACUGUGGAGAAGCACAUGCAUGAGCAGAAAAAGAAAAUGGAAGAUGCGAAAUGUAUUCUAAAAGAGGCAGAACAAAAAUUUGAAGCGAUUAGAAACAAAAUCCAUCGAGUAGAAGAAGAAGCUGGCCCAGUCCGGGAUGGGCUGCAUGAGGUGGAUGAAGAACUGGAACGAAGUAAAAGCCACUUGCGGCAUUAUGAGGAAAAAGAAAAAUCCCAUUUAGGAACUAUAAAAACUCAUAAAAAUGAUCUAGGUACAAAAGAGAAAGAAUUAAUGGAAAUGAUUGCAAAGGCUUCAGAAAUCCAUCCCGAGCGAAUAGAAGUAAAUAGAACAUAUAAGAGUCUUGAUACAGAAAUAAACCGCUUAAAAGAAAAGAUCAAUUCAGAAAGAAAACGUACUGGAGAUAGAGAAGAAAUAAUCAGAGAGCUUCAGGAAGCGAAAGAAAAAUAUCAGACUGCAGAGAGUGAAGUCAAGAAUUUGAAGAAAUUUAUUAAACUGUUGGACGAGGUGAUGGUUGAGAGAUAUAAAAGAUACCUGAAGUUUAGAAGGUUCCUUACAGUGCGAUGCAAAUACUACUUCAACUGCUUGUUAAGUCAGCGCUCGUACUCUGGAAAAAUUGAGUUUGACCACAAGAAUGAAAAGCUUUCAAUUACUGUAAUUUUCUGAUGCCGUAUAGCAGGUAUGGGGAAUCUUUGGCCCUCCAGAUGUUGCUGAAUUAUAACUCAUUAGCCCCAGUUACAGGAAGGUAGCCGUGUUGGUCUUCUGUAGUCGAAACAAAAUAAAAAAAACCAAAAAAAUCCUUCCAGUAACACCUUGGAGACCAACUAAGUUAGUUAUUGGUAAGAGAUUUCAUGUACAUGCACACUUCUUCAGAUAUCAUUAGCCCCAGUAAGCAUGGCCCAAUAGCCAGGGAUUAUGAGAGUUGUAGAAACAUCUGGAGAUCCUCACACUUGCUGUAGAGAGGAAAAUCUAAUUUUUUUAUACAUUUAGUAUAUCUCACUGUUUGGCUGGUAAUGUAUCACAAAGUUGAAAACCAAGUGUUGCUGAGCCGUAGUCACUAAACAUUGAUGCAUGCAGCUUCCACACCAGCAGACCUCUCGAUCCUGUCAAGUUUUCUUCUUCAUAUUGCUGCUAUGUAUUGAGAGGAAGAGAUAAACCCCAGUGCCCCAUAACAUACUGCACCACUGAGAGUUCCUGUCCAGAAUAAAUGGGUGGUGAAGAAGGAUGUGACUGGAAGCAUCCACCAAGAAUGAUAAAAUGUAGGAAAAAUCACCGUGUUCCUGUGUACUUGCAGACUUUAGCCUUCUCUACCUCUUGAGAAGGGAACGUGGGUGGCGCUGUGGGUUAAACCACAGAGCCUAGGACUUGCCGAUCAGAAGGUCGGCGGUUCGAAUCUCCGUGAUGGAGUGAGCUCCCAUUGCUCGGUCCUG
Molecule: messenger RNA, 4101 nt
Organism: Podarcis raffonei (Aeolian wall lizard)
Lineage: Eukaryota; Metazoa; Chordata; Lepidosauria; Squamata; Lacertidae
Gene: SMC6
Product: structural maintenance of chromosomes 6
Exons: 25
Coding region: 392-3337 (981 amino acids)
Biological process (GO): double-strand break repair via homologous recombination
Cellular component (GO): Smc5-Smc6 complex; site of double-strand break; nucleus
Molecular function (GO): single-stranded DNA binding; damaged DNA binding
Source: RefSeq, a predicted model, not a curated record